CUCUUCCUGUUUGCAAUAUACAUCGGUCUCUAUUUCUGCUGCACACAAAUACUUUGAUGUGAUUAUUUGCCCGCAGUUACCUAGUUGCUGAAAACUUAUUUGAAUGCAGGAUGUCAGUCUCUAUGAGGAAGGUUGCAGGACUUUUCACUUGGUUUAAAGUAUCUGCUACAGUUUUACGAAACCUACCAAUGUCACGGACACUGAUGCAGAAUGUAUCAGAACAUCUAUGGAAGCUUGGCCGACUGAAUCAUGUGGCAAUUGCAGUGCCAGAUCUGGCAAAAGCGCAGUCCUUUUACAGAGAUGUGCUGGGAGCCCAGGUCAGUGAAACUGUUCCUUUGCCAGAGCACGGUGUUUACACAGUCUUUGUACAACUAGAGAAUACCAAACUAGAGCUGCUGCACCCCUUGGGGGAGAAGAGUCCAAUUUCAGGCUUCCUACAGAAGAACAAAGCUGGAGGAAUGCAUCACAUCUGCAUUGAGGUGGAUGAUAUCAUAGCAGCAAUGGCAAACCUGAAAGCAAAGAACAUACGUGCCUUGAGUGAAGAACCUAGGAUAGGUGCACAUGGCAAGCCUGUUAUCUUUCUUCAUCCUAAAGACUGUGAUGGGGUACUUGUGGAACUAGAACAAGCCUGACCUAAUCUACAUUUUUACAUGUAUAUAAAUUAACCCCCUCCCAAGAGACAAUAAUUUGCAAAUAUAGUAAUUUAUUAAGAAAAAUUUCCAAGAUGGCAUGUCUUUGAAGACCAAAACUUUGUGUAACAAAACUCUUGCUGGAUGAUGCUUAAAAGCAAAUAACAUAAUAGUCACUAAAUAUAAGGAGACUUUUUGUUUUAGAUUUAUAUUUAAACCAUUUAACGUUUAUUUAAAUUAUGUUACGUAGAAUGAAAUAAUAUGUGGCAUUUUUUUAAGGAUUAUUUGAAAAAGGUUUAUCUAACACUAAACAUUAGAGUUCAGAGAUGCCAGGUGCGAAGACAGUUAUUUUUGUUUCUUUGUUUUCCUGCAGCUGUUUCAAUGCAAGUACACGUUUAAGUCCACAGAAGCUUUGUACUGUGGAAUAAUGAAGCAGGAAAUGUGUCCUGGAGGAAGGUAUAGGACUGUUGCUAUGAUAAGCUAUUUCUGCAGUUCUUGUAGCAAUAUUCCAUGCUGCAUGCAAGCUGCUGUAAUGGAUUGUUUAUCAUUUACUAAUGACAAGAAAUGCAGUACAAAAGCACAGAUUUACAGUGAAUGAUAAAAGCCACAACAGCAUAAUGGUGGCAUUGAGUUAGCAGCCCUGCUGACUGAUAUCAUUUAAUUCAUGAUUCUCUUUUUUCCCCAAGGGAACAAAAUACCAGCCUGUGUCGUAUUGCAGUGUGAUAUCAUACAUUUGUUCCUCUUGUUUUUGUCCAUUUAUUGAGAUUCUGCAGAUACAGUACACUUUGUCAUUGAGUAGCAGGCAGGCCAUCUCAGGAUCAUUGAUAAUGUAGCAUAACUGAUAUGAAUGCUGUUUGCAGUGUCCCUUUAUGUGUGUAUUGAAACAGAGAGCAAAGUCUGUUCCCAUUUAUAAACACUACAAUUUUAUAGCAUUUCUGCAGACAUUUUAAGUGUGAUUUCACAAAAUCCUGUUUUACAUUGUGUUAUGGGUCUCAAUGAUUUGUAGUGUAGUGUAAUGGUUUGACUGUGACUUGAUGUACUUAGAUUUUUAAAUGCAGCAUUUGUUUCUGUUUGGCUUUCUUUUGUUACCACUAGCUUCACUGUGAUUGCUGCUGUGUGAGGAGCAGCCUGCUGUAAACCUUUGUUUGAGCCAAGGUGUCUCCUGUAUUCCAGAUGGGAGAUUCCAUCCCCACAGUACCCAGGGACACCGGAGAAGACACUAAGUGAUAAGCUUGUUAAUGCUGUAUUCUUCAAGUAAAACACAAUGCAGAUUAAAGCAUAUGUAGUAUAGUUGCUGUACCAAGUGUUUUAUUCAUUUUUUAAAUGGGUAAGAUCAUAAGAUACCGAUGAUUCUUUUCAGGGCUAGCUCCAAAAUCCCUUUUUGGUUAAUGAAUUGCUCAGUUCCACAGCUUGUAAGAGGAAACCGAGGGAAUCAUAUGCAAACCCAGCUCAUUAUGCUCUUGACUGUAUCAAGAAGUGAAUAUGAGUUCUCUGUUCUUUAUUCCUUAUUUGAAUGUAACAGAGCUAUAACUUUUUAAAAUUAAAUCAGUGAUUUAAUUGUUCUUGACAUGUAAUACUUGGAGGCUGGGGUUGGGAAACCUCUCUGUCAUUAUCAGUAAAAGGUUUGCAUCUUACUGCUGAUACAUACUGACCUGAAUCAGGCAGUGUGAGUUCUUGAUGCUGUAAAAAAUGGACAGAUGUUGCCAGUCUGAGUAUGGCAAUGUGUUUACCUUGAAGUUUAAUAUAAUUUUUGUUUUAUAAAAAAAGUCCAAUGGGUAUUUACCCUUUUUUCAUAAUCUUCAAGUGAGAUGGCCUUUUAAAAUCCCGUUUUAAUUCACAUUAAAGGAUUAUUAUGUAUUGAU
This is a messenger RNA of Protopterus annectens (West African lungfish), 2491 nucleotides long. It is a transcript of the gene MCEE, whose product is annotated as methylmalonyl-CoA epimerase. Gene Ontology annotation, molecular function: methylmalonyl-CoA epimerase activity. Gene Ontology annotation, cellular component: mitochondrion. The coding region runs from base 111 to 632 and encodes 173 amino acids. The transcript has 3 exons. NCBI's taxonomy places the organism in Eukaryota, Metazoa, Chordata, Ceratodontiformes, Protopteridae. The record is from RefSeq and is a predicted model, not a curated record. Gene Ontology annotation, biological process: L-methylmalonyl-CoA metabolic process.